GGUAAUGAGAAGCCCACAAGGCGCUGGAGUAGCUAGUAGGAGCCAUUUUAAUCAUUUACGCGAACUCAGCGAGGUGACAACGUCUCUGGGAGUGACUGAGAAGCUUUGGCGAGGGAGACUGCGGUUUCAUUCUCAGUCCAACUGGAUUAGCUGCUGUUUGCCGAAAGUAUGGAUAUGCCGCAACAAAAGAAACUGACUCGAAUGAAAGUUUGAGGGGAGGCUGCUGCGAAUUAUAUUCAGACGGGGUGAAUAUUAUCCACGAGAAAUGCUCGUCAUUAAGUGGGAUCUGUUGUUUGUGAUCACCGGGUGGUUAAAACUUGCCUCUUUGUCGGAUUGCUACAGUGUGCACCUCAGCGAGGAUGCGGAACCGGGGACUAUUAUUGCGAACCUGGGGCAGAGCGGUGCUUGUACCCUGGACCAGGUAAUCGCCCCAAAAUUCACAAAGACUUUUGUAGAGACGGAUCCCGCGGCGGGCAUUGUGUUCAUUUCGGAUGCGUUGGAUUGCUCUGCGCUCCCAUCCAACCCCUUCACCGUAUACACCGCUGUAGACUGCAAAACCACUGUGCCCGGCUUCAGGCACCUACUUACCAGCCGGUACGAUGUACAUGUGCACGGCAGGAACUGUUUCAAUAAGCACAGGAGGAAAACAAAACGGGACGUUGACAUAAUCAGUUUGCUGCAAGUCCACAGUCACAAGCCAGUUUGCUACAGCGCUGAUGCUCCGCUUUUCCAUGUGCGGGAUAUAAUGCCCGGCUUACCGACUCGCUGCGAAGUGCACUGCAGCGUGACUGGCAAUUCGCAGUUCCAUGUCUCGGUGGGAGGAUUAUUUGUUUCCAAGGAGCUCUGUCUGAAGCAGGGCACGCUACACGAACUGGACCUCCACUGUAACAGGUGUGUAAACGGGGGAUUAUGCCAGGGUGCGGCGGGUCAGAGGGAAACCACGGGGGGAAAAGGAAUCUCCAUGCAUUUGCGCGUAGGUGUGGGUUCCUUCAAGCCGGAUUACUUGGAGGAGUUACUGCAGGUAGCUGCGCAGUCAGAGGCAGGGUUAGUGAGCAGAAGGAAGAGAAAUGUGAACACCAGCCCACAGUUCCAGCCUCCAAUGUACCAGGUGUCUGUGCCAGAGAAUAAACCUGCCGGGACCCCUGUUGUCCUCCUAAAAGCAGUGGACUCUGAUGAGGGGGAGGCUGGUCGACUGGAGUACUUCAUUGAAGCUCUGUUUGACAGUCGCUCCAACAGUUUAUUUGCUGUGGACUCGGUCACUGGCGCGGUCACCACGGUGGAGGUGCUUGACCGGGAAACCAAGGACACCCACGUGUUCAGGGUAACGGCCGUGGACCAUGGCACGCCCCGCCGCACCGCCAUGGCGACGCUCACCAUCACCGUGAGCGACACCAACGACCACGACCCCGUUUUCGAGCAACAGGACUACAAGGAGAGCGUUCGGGAGAACCUGGAGAUCGGCUACGAGGUGCUCACGGUCCGGGCCACGGACGGAGACGCCCCCAUCAACGGCAACAUCGUCUACCACGUCCUCAACAGCAACGGCUCCAACGAUGUGUUCGAGAUUGACUCCAGGUCCGGCGUCAUUCGCACCAAGGGCCCCGUGGACCGCGAGGAGGUGGAGGCCUACAUGCUGCUGGUGGAGGCCAACGACCAGGGGCGCGACCCAGGCCCGCGCAGCUCCACGGCGACCGUCUACAUCACGGUGGAAGACGACAAUGACAACGUGCCCCAGUUCAGCGAGAAGCGCUACGUGGUGCAGGUGCCCGAGGACAUGCCGCCCAACUCGGAGAUCCUCCAGGUGACCGCCACCGACCAGGACAGGGGCAACAAUGCCGUGGUGCACUUCAGCAUCAUGAGCGGCAACACCCGGGGUCAGUUUUACAUCGAUGCACAGACGGGCAAGAUGGACCUGGUGAGCCAGCUGGACUACGAGGUCAGCAAGGAGUACACGCUGCGCAUCCGCGCGCAGGACGGCGGCCGCCCCCCCCUCUCCAACAUCAGCGGGCUGGUGACGGUGCAGGUGCUGGACGUGAACGACAACGCCCCCAUUUUCGUCAGCACCCCCUUCCAGGCUACCGUGCUGGAGAACGUCCCUGUGGGCUACUCCAUCAUCCACAUCCAGGCCGUGGACGCGGACUCGGGGGACAACUCGCGACUGGAGUACCGUCUCAUUGAGACCACGCCCAACUUCCCCUUCUCCAUCAACAACAGCACCGGCUGGAUCGUGGUGGCGGCGGAGCUCGACCGGGAGACGGUGGACUUCUACAACUUUGGUGUGGAGGCCCGCGACCACGGCUACCCCGUGAUGUCGUCCUCCGCCAGUGUCAGCAUGACCAUCCUGGACGUGAACGACAACAACCCCCAGUUCACCCAGAGGUCCUACCACACGCGGCUGAAUGAGGACGCGGCCGUUGGCACCAGCGUGGUGACCGUGUCGGCCGUGGACCGUGACAUCAACAGCGUGGUGACGUAUCAGAUCACCAGCGGCAACACGCGCAACCGCUUCUCCAUCACCAGCCAGAGUGGCGGUGGCCUAAUCACCCUGGCCCUGCCGCUGGACUACAAGCUGGAGCGGCAGUACGCCCUGACCGUCACCGCUUCCGACGGCACGCGCUUCGACACGGCCAAGGUGUACGUCAACGUCACCGACACCAACACCCACCGGCCCGUCUUCCAGAGCUCUCACUACACGGUCAACAUCAACGAGGACCGGCCCGUGGGCACCACAGUCGUGAUCAUCAGCGCCACGGACGAGGACACGGGGGAAAAUGCCCGCAUUACCUACUUCAUGGAGGACAGCAUCCCCCAGUUCAGCAUCGACUCUGACAGCGGCGCCGUCACCACCCAGAUGGAGCUGGACUACGAGGAUCAGGUCUCCUACACACUGGCUAUCACGGCCAGGGACAACGGCAUCCCCCAAAAGUCCGACACCACAUACCUUGAGAUCCUGGUGAACGACGUCAACGACAACUCCCCGCAGUUCCUCCGCGACCAGUACCAGGGCUCUGUGAUGGAGGACGUGCCUGUUUUCACCAGCGUGGUCCAGGUGUCGGCCACCGACCGCGACUCCGGCCUGAAUGGCCGCGUCUUCUACACCUUCCAGGGCGGUGAGGAUGGCGAUGGCGACUUUAUCAUCGAGUCCACCUCAGGGAUCGUGCGCACGUUGCGCCGCCUGGACCGCGAGAACGUGCCGCUCUACAACCUGCGCGCCUUCGCCGUGGACAAGGGCCUCCCGCCGCUCAAGACGUCCGUGGACAUCCAGGUGGCCGUGCUGGACGUCAACGACAACCCGCCCGUGUUCGAGAAGGAUGAGUUCGACAUCUUUGUGGAGGAGAACAGCCCCAUCGGCCUGGUGGUAGCGCACGUCACGGCCUCGGACCCGGACGAGGGGAGUAACGCGCAGAUCAUGUACCAGAUCGUGGAGGGCAACAUCCCGGAGGUCUUCCAGCUGGACAUCUUCUCCGGUGAGCUGACGGCGCUCGCCGACCUGGACUAUGAGACCCGUUCGGAGUACGUCAUCGUGGUGCAGGCCACCUCCGCCCCCUUGGUCAGCCGGGCCACCGUGCACAUCAAGCUGGUUGACAAGAACGACAACCUGCCCGUGCUCAAGAACUUCCAGAUCAUCUUCAACAACUACGUCACCAACAAGUCCAGCAGCUUCCCCACGGGGGUGAUCGGCCGCAUCCCUGCCCACGACCCGGAUGUAUCUGACAAGCUCCACUACAGCUUCGAGGCUGGCAACGAGCUGAACCUGGUCAUCCUCAACCAGAGCACCGGGGAGAUCCGCCUUAGCAGCUCCCUGGACAACAACCGCCCGCUGGAGGCCACCAUGAGGAUCUCUGUGUCGGAUGGCGUCCACUCGGUGUCAGCGCAGUGCCUCCUGCAGGUCACCAUCAUCACGGACGAGAUGCUGUCCAACAGCAUCACCCUGCGCCUGGCCAACACCUCCCAGGAGCGCUUCCUGUCCCUGCUGCUGGCCCAGUUCCUGGAGGGCGUGGCCAAUGUGCUGUCGGCCUCCCGCGAGGACAUCGUCAUCUUCAACAUCCAGGACGACACGGACGUGAGCGCCAGCAUCCUCAACGUCAGCCUGUCGGUGGCGGCGGCCGGCCAGCGCGGCGGGGCCGGCGGAGGAGGCGGGGCGGAGUUCUUCGGCUCGGAGGAGCUCCAGGAGCGGCUCUACCUCAACCGCAGCCUGCUGGCGCGCAUCUCCUCUCAGCGCGUGCUGCCCUUCGACGACAACAUCUGCCUGCGCGAGCCCUGCGAGAACUACAUGAAGUGCGUCUCCGUGCUCAAGUUCGACAGCCUGGCGCCCUUCAUCGCCUCCGACACCAUCCUCUUCCGGCCCAUCCACCCCAUCAACGGCCUCCGCUGCCGCUGCCCCGCCGGCUUCACCGGCGACUUCUGCGAGACGGAGAUCGACCUGUGCUACUCCAAGCCCUGCGGCGCCCACGGCUUGUGCCGCAGCCGCGAGGGCGGCUACACCUGCGAAUGCUUCGAGGACUACACAGGGGAGAGGUGCGAGCUGUCGUCCCGCUCCGGCCGCUGCGCCCCGGGGGUGUGCAAGAACGGGGGCACCUGCGUCAACCUGCUGGUGGGGGGCUUCAAGUGCGAGUGCCCCCCGGGGGCCUACGAGAAGCCCUACUGUCAGAUGACCACCCGCGGCUUCCCCCCGCAGUCCUUCCUCACCUUCAAGGGCCUCCGCCAGCGCUUCCACUUCACCCUCUCACUCACUUUUGCCACCAUGGAGCCCAACGGACUGCUUCUGUAUAACGGGCGCUUCAAUGAGAAGCACGACUUCAUCGCCGUGGAGAUUGUCGACGAGCAGAUCCAGCUCACCUUCUCUGCAGGAGAGACGAAAACGCUGGUGUCCCCCUAUGUCCUGGGUGGUGUGAGUGACGGCCAGUGGCACGUGGUCCAGGUGCACUACUACAACAAGCCCGUCCUAAGUCAGGCUGGUCUCCCCCAGGGUCCCUCUGACCAGAAGGUUGUCGUGGUGACUGUGGACGACUGUGACACAUCCGUGGCGCUGAAAUUCGGUCAAGAAAUCGGGAACUACUCCUGCGCUGCCCAGGGCAGCCAGUCGGGAUCCAAAAAGUCUCUGGACCUGACAGGACCCCUGCUCCUAGGGGGAGUACCCAAGCUCCCCGAGGACUUCCCCGUCCAGAACCGCCAGUUCGUGGGCUGCAUGAAGGACCUGCAGAUCGACAACCGGCACAUAGACAUGGCUAGCCACAUUGCCAACAAUGGCACGGUGCCAGGUUGCUCAUCUAAAAGGAACUUCUGCAGUACCAACCCCUGUCUGAAUGGCGGGACCUGUGUGAACCGUUGGGGCUCCUUCAGCUGUGACUGCCCCCUAGGGUUUGGAGGCCGGAACUGCGAGAAGGCGAUGGCCAGUCCGCAGCGUUUCCAGGGAAACGGCCUGGUGCAGUGGAACAACCCAGCGGCGGUCAUCACGGUGCCCUGGCACGUCGAGCUGAUGUUCCGCACGCGGCAGGCGAGCGCAGUGCUGCUCCGUAUCGCAGCUGGACAGCAGCACAGCAUCACUCUGCAGCUUCGGAACGGCAGUGUGGUGAUGUCGCUGCAGAGGGGGGAGGACUCCACCGUGUCCCGGCUGGAGGCGGUGAGGGCCAACGACGGGGACUGGCACCACCUGCAGCUGGAGCUCCGCGGGGGGUGGGCGGGCGUGGCCGGCCGUCACCAGGCCAUCCUCUCCCUCGACUACGGGCUGCACAUGGCUAGUGUGGAGGUGGACAGUAAGCUGAAGGGCCUGAAGCUGAGGAUGCUGAGCGUUGGGGGCGUUUCUGGGCGUGACGGGAAAGUGCUGCAAGGAUUUCGCGGCUGUGUGCAGGGCGUGCACCUGGGGGAGACCUCGGCCACUGCCGCGUCCCUCAGCCUGAUUCAGGCCAGGAAGGUGAACGUGGAGCGGGGCUGCAGUCUCUCUGACCCCUGUGACUACAGCCCCUGUCCCGCCAACAGCUACUGCAGCAACGACUGGGACAGCUACUCCUGCACCUGCCACCCAGGUUACUACGGUGAUGGCUGCACGGACGUGUGUUCCCUGAACCCUUGUGAGCACCAGUCAGCUUGCACAAGGACGCCAAGCUCCUCCCACGGCUACACCUGCGACUGUCCUGACAACUACUUUGGCCAGUACUGUGAGAAAAGGAGUGACCAGCCGUGCCCCAGGGGGUGGUGGGGGCACAAGACGUGCGGCCCGUGCUCGUGCCAGACGGAGAAGGGCUUUGAUGCUGACUGCAACAAGACCAGCGGGGAGUGUCGCUGCAAGGAUAAUCAUUACCGGCCUGUGGGCAGUGACUCCUGCCUGCUGUGUGACUGUUACCCGGUGGGCUCCUUCUCGCGGGCGUGCGACCGGGAGACUGGUCAGUGCCAGUGCAAGCCGGGCGUCAUCGGCCGCCAGUGUGACCGCUGCGACAACCCCUUCGCCGAGGUGUCGCCCAGCGGCUGUGAAGUAAUCUACGACAGCUGUCCGCAGGCUAAGGAGGCUGGGAUAUGGUGGCCCAGGACUAAGUUUGGCCUCCCAGCUGCAGUGCCCUGCCCCAAGGGCUCCAUUGGUACUGCUAUUCGCCACUGUGAUGAACACAAGGGCUGGCUCCCCCCGAAUCUCUUCAACUGCACCUCGGUCACCUUCGCCAAGCUCAAGACCAUUUCUGAGGAGCUCGCCCGCAACGUGUCCCGCCUGGACCCGGUGCGGGUGCGACAGACAGCGGCCAUGCUGAGCAAUGCGAGCCAGCACACACCCGCCCUGUACGGCAGCGACGUGAAGGUGGCCUACCGCCUGACACAGAGCCUCCUGCAGCACGAGACCGGCCAGCACGGCUUCGGCCUGGCCGCCACGCAGGACGUCCACUUCACCGAGAACCUGCUGAGAGUGGGCAGCGACAUCCUGGCGCCGGCCACGCGGGCUCACUGGGAGCUCAUCCAGCAGACGGAGGGGGGCAGCGCCCUCCUGCUGCAGCGCUACGAGGAGUACGCCAACACGCUGGCGCAGAACAUGAGGAAGACCUACCUCAGCCCCUUCACCAUCGUCACGCCCCACAUCGUCAUAUCGGUGGAUCGCCUGGACAAGAUGAACUUCGCCGGGGCCAAGCUCCCGCGAUACAAGGCCCUGAGAGGGGCCCGGCCUGCCGACCUGGAGACAGCCGUCACCCUGCCCGACUCGGUGUUCGAAUCGGCCCGGGAGGUCAGGGGCGGCCACAGGCCCCCCUCGCCGCUCCCCACCGAGGCCCCUGGGAACCACACGGCCAACAGGAGACGGCGGCACCCCGAGGAGAGCAGCCGGGAGGCCAUUGCCAGCGUCAUCAUCUUCCACAGCCUGGCGCCCCUGCUACCCGAGCGCUACGACCCAGACAAGAGGAGCCUGAGGGUGCCCAAGCGUCCGGUCAUCAACACGCCGGUGGUCAGCAUCACAGUCCACGACAACGAGGAGCUGCUCCAGCACACCCUGGAGAAGCCCAUCACCGUGCAGUUCCGCCUGGUCCAGUCAGAGGAGCGCUCCAAACCCAUCUGCGUCUUCUGGAACCACUCCAUCCUUGUUGGUGGUACUGGGGGCUGGUCAUCGAAGGGGUGCGAGGUGGUUUUCCGGAACUACACCCACAUCAGCUGCCAGUGCUAUCACAUGACCAGCUUCGCCGUGCUCAUGGACAUCUCUCGGAGAGAGAACGGCGAGAUCCUCCCUGUGAGGCUGGUGACAUGGAGUACGGUGGGCGUGACCCUGGGCUUCCUCUUCCUCACCACGCUCUUCCUCGUCUGCCUCCGCGCCAUGCACUGCAACAAGACCACCAUCAUCAACAACGGAGCCACCGCCCUCUUCCUCUCCGAGCUCAUCUUCAUUCUGGGAAUCAACCAGGCUGACAACGCGUUUCUGUGCACGGUGAUUGCCAUCCUCCUGCACUUCUUCUACCUGUGCACCUUCGCCUGGCUCUUCCUGGAGGGCCUGCACGUGUACCGCAUGCUGAGCGAGGUGCGCGACGUCAACUACGGCCCCAUGCGCUUCUACUACACCAUCGGCUGGGGCGUCCCCGCCUUCAUCACAGGGCUGGCGGUGGGGCUGGACCCAGAGGGCUAUGGGAACCCUGACUUCUGCUGGCUCUCCAUGUAUGACACUCUGAUCUGGAGCUUCGCUGGGCCCAUCGCUCUGGUGGUAGCGAUGAACAUCUUCCUGUACAUACUGACCUCCAAGGCUUCCUGCUCAAUGCGCCACCAAGGCUUUGAGAAGAAGGAGGGCCCCGUGUCAGGACUGAGGACAGCCUGUGGGGUCCUCCUGCUGGUCACUGUGACGUGCUUGUUGGCUGUCCUGUCAGUCAACAGCGACUCCAUCAUCUUCCACUACUUGUUUGCUGGAUUUAACUGUAUCCAGGGGCCGUUCAUCUUCUUCUUCCGAAUCAUCUUCAACAAGGAGGUCAGGACCGCCAUCCGCUACUGCUGCAGCCGCAAGCGGCCCGACAACGUGAUGGGCCCCAAGUCCCUGGCCUCGGCCUACAACUGCAACAGCAUAUACAUGGGCGGCCGCUUGUACCACCCUCCCUUUGGGGACUCGAGCGCCUCGCUCAACGGCACGCUGCAGUCCGGGAAGAGCCAGCAGAGCUACGUCCCCUUUGUCCUGAGGGAGGACGCCGGCCUGAACAACAGCCAGGCGCACCUCGGCCUGAACGACGGCCUGGGCUCCCUCUUCCACGAAGCCAAGGAGCACGCAGACGACCACGAUUCAGACUCCGACAGCGACUUGUCCCUGGAGGACGACCAGAGCGGUUCCUUUGCGUCCUCUCACUCCUCGGACAGCGAGGACGAUGAAGGACAGUACCCCCCCGAGGCAUGCUGGGAGAAUCUGGCCACGCACAUGGGCAAGCACCCCCUCCCGCACCUCGCCCACAAAGAUAAUAACCUGAGCAAGCUGCUGUGGCCAGGGGACUUUGUGACAACGGCGAGCGAGAGCGAGGGCCAGUGUGGAAUGGACCGGCUGCGGGUGGAGACGCUGGCCAGCUCGGACCACGGCCUGGGCUCGGACGGCCGAGACCUGCUGGAAGAGAGGCCUGAUGGGAAGGGGGAGGGGCACGGGAAGGACAACACCCUGCUGUUCCUGUCCAGCCUGCCUAACCCCAGCGCAUAUCCACAGAAAGGGAUCCUGAAGAAGAAGCAGCUCUCCCCCAUCGCGGAGAGAAACGGCGUCAACCGCAUCCACAACGAGCUGUCGGCCGGCGGCCCCGGCCCCACCUCCUCCCGGGGCUCCUCCUCCAGCGAGGGCUGCGGGGGCGGGGCAAAGCCCGCAGCGCAGGAGCAGCCCAACGGAGUGGCGCCCAUCGCCAUGACGCCGAUCGCCGUUAGCAUCAAGGCGGGGACCGUGGACGACGAUUCGUCAGGCUCAGAAUUCCUAUUUUUUAAUUUUGCUCAUUAAAGCAUUGGGUCCAUAUUCAAAUCUGGGAGCUCGGUCUCCUAACUCAGCAAGGCAUUUGGCAUUCCUCACUCCUCCAAUCAGAGAAGAGAAAUGAGCUCUCGGUGCACAUUUGGGCUUUCUCAUCCCCCCACGCACGCUGUCAGCAUUUGAAUCAUGACCAUGCAUUGUUUGUUUUCUGUUCCCGUGUGUUUGUGUGUGUGUGUGUGUGUGUGUGUGUCUAUGUGUGUGCGUGUGUGUUCUCCCCUGUCUCGUGUUGUAUUUUGCACCCCACUCCCUCUCCCCCCGUCCCCCUCCCACCCUCACCCACAGGAGUCGCAAGACGCCGACGUGAGCGGGGUAGCCCGGCUGACAGAGAGGCGCCUCGUUCCAGGUUCCGAUACCCCUCCAACAACCCCACUCCCCCUCACCCCCGCCAAGCCCCACUUCCUGUCUGGAACAGGAAGCAGCCAGCAGGGGCCUCUCGGGAUGAGUAAGGGCGGCGCCUGCCCUGUCUCCUCCCACCUGGAACGCGCUGUGCCCGCCUCUCUGUUCAAUUCUCCACAGGACAUUGGUUCCAGACCUUGUUGGGCUUCUACAUCAGUCUGGGCUGUUGAGCACGGAUGCACGGAGGCCAUGACUUUUAAUUUUUUUUUUUAAAUUGCCGUUUUUUUGUUUACAUACUUGAAUGGAUGCACUUUUAUUUUACUUUAAUGCACCCAGCUGGACGUGCA
Molecule: messenger RNA, 10125 nt
Organism: Megalops cyprinoides (Indo-Pacific tarpon)
Lineage: Eukaryota; Metazoa; Chordata; Actinopteri; Elopiformes; Megalopidae
Gene: celsr2
Product: cadherin, EGF LAG seven-pass G-type receptor 2
Exons: 34
Coding region: 266-9415 (3049 amino acids)
Biological process (GO): homophilic cell-cell adhesion; G protein-coupled receptor signaling pathway; cell surface receptor signaling pathway
Cellular component (GO): plasma membrane
Molecular function (GO): G protein-coupled receptor activity; calcium ion binding
Source: RefSeq, a predicted model, not a curated record